GUCUAGCAUCCUCUAAACCAUCAUUAAAUUGUGUAGAAAAAGAUUUUUAUUUCUAUUUGAUGCAUCAAGUCGAUGGUGACUUCUUGGUUGAUCAAAUUGAUGGCUUUGUCCUUCCGGACAGUUGCAGCCACCUCAAAGAACUUGCGUCUGCGCAAGCCCGGCAAGCACCGUUGAAAGCCAAGCGAUGGAAUGGAGGGAUUGUCGUUUCUGGAGAUGCUGUCAUUUUCUUGAAUUUCGAUUUGUCCUCUAGCCAGAGCAGUAAAUUAAAGUUCCUUGCCAUCAGCGGCAUCAGCAUAGCAAUGAUGACAACAAGCUGA
Messenger RNA from Paraglomus occultum, 317 nucleotides. Lineage: Eukaryota; Fungi; Glomeromycota; Glomeromycetes; Paraglomerales; Paraglomeraceae. The record is from the annotation of a GenBank genome assembly.